This is a messenger RNA of Cyprinus carpio (common carp), 1616 nucleotides long. RefSeq names its product C-X-C motif chemokine 14. Gene Ontology annotation, cellular component: extracellular region. The record is from RefSeq and is a predicted model, not a curated record. NCBI's taxonomy places the organism in Eukaryota, Metazoa, Chordata, Actinopteri, Cypriniformes, Cyprinidae. Gene Ontology annotation, molecular function: chemokine activity. Gene Ontology annotation, biological process: antimicrobial humoral immune response mediated by antimicrobial peptide; cell chemotaxis.
GCGUGUGUUUAUAGAAGCUCAGAGCUCGAGAGCAACUCGUCAGAUUGAGAAGAGCGUGACGUGUCGCGGACUGGGAGCACACUCAGCAUCACAGAGACAGAGACGGGUUCAUCAUCACGCUCGCGCUGUUUGAGCAUCUCGAUUAUUGAAUUUGAGUGGUACAAACAAACCGGAGACUGCUGGAGCUUCUCAACAAACUAUUGGGGAUGAAUCGCUGUACGGCCGCUUUACUUUUGCUGGUUAUAGCCGUUUAUUCACUCAGCACAGAGGCAUACAAGUGCAGAUGCACGAGAAAAGGUCCGAAGAUCCGGUACAAAGAUGUACAAAAGCUGGAGAUCAAGCCUAAACAUCCAUACUGCCAAGAAAAGAUGAUAUUUGUCACCAUGGAGAAUGUGUCCCGUUUCAAAGGUCAGGAGUAUUGCCUGCACCCCAGACUCCAGAGCACUAAGAACCUUGUCAAGUGGUUCAAAAUCUGGAAGGACAAACACAGGGUGUAUGAGGCCUAAUCGUUCUCCAUCAUGCACGAGGCUGAAAACAUUGCGGGAUGCACUGCAUCUCCAGUGAACUGUGGAAGACCAGAGGACCACUUUUUUAAAGCAUGACAAAGCAUAUACCCAGACAAGCUUAUAAGGCACACCAGUUAUGUUAAUGUGGAAUAAUUUAUAGUCAUACAAAAGUGUUUCUUAUACAAUGUAAUUAUGAGCCAAAUGCGCAGUUACGGCAGAGAAAAAGUCCCUGUGAAUCAGCGCCAUCUGUAAGAAGUGAUCAUUACAUUUUUGCAAAAGUAAUGUUUUCUGAAGCAUCAGUUCUCGGUCUGAUUCGUUGUGUCGUGGCAUAUAAAGGGGUCCUGACACUUAUAUUUGGAUACCGUCUGGUUUGUAAACUACUGUGAUAUACUAUCCACAAGUGUCAAAGUAGAUCUUAAGAGUUCUCACAGUACAAAAGAGCAGAAAUAUCUACAAAGACUUUGUGUUGUAUGCCAACAUUCAGCCGGUAAAAGGAGGCAAAGUGUUAUUACUCAAAAUCAUGUUCAAAAUAUUGUUUCUCAGUUAUCUGCCCAAAAGUGCCGGAGGAACUCUGAAAGAGACGAAGCUGCAUUCAAUAAUAUCAACCAUUUAAAUCAUAUCAUACUUUAUAUUUACACAUAUACUUCAGUGGAAAUGUACCGCCACACGACGAGCACAUGAACUUUGGGGCCUGCAGUGGGUCAUGUGUUUAAAAUGAAGCUUUUUAUUUAAUAUCGGCCCUCCUAUCAGCACAUUAUGAACUACACGUGCCUCCUCUUUGAGGUGUGCAGGUUUUGUAAGCUAUUGUUUUCAUUUGUUUGGUAUGAGUGUGUUUUUCUUUUUGGUAAAUGAAAUGUUUCUCAUCUCCUCUUGUGCAUCAGAUUGUAUGUAUAAGCACACAGAAUAGGUUCUUGUGUACAGACCACCUCGUCUAGUCUAGCUUAUUCAGAACUGAUUAGUGAAGCCUAUGUAUUGUAUCACAGAAUUGUUGUUUUACUAUUUAAAUAAUAAAUGAUAGAAAUGUUUGUGUGUUUGGACUGACCCACCAAACACAACUUAAGUCCAAGGAGUGUAAUCUUCAAACACAGCAAUAAACAUUUAAAUAAAUCA